Molecule: messenger RNA, 1413 nt
Organism: Megalops cyprinoides (Indo-Pacific tarpon)
Lineage: Eukaryota; Metazoa; Chordata; Actinopteri; Elopiformes; Megalopidae
Gene: h1-10
Product: histone H1.10
Exons: 1
Coding region: 149-769 (206 amino acids)
Biological process (GO): nucleosome assembly
Cellular component (GO): nucleosome
Molecular function (GO): DNA binding
Source: RefSeq, a predicted model, not a curated record
CGUCCGCGCGCAAGUGGUGCCCCAGUCUCCAUUUGUGUUUGCUACACAUCUGUGUGUAGUACUGAGUAAACCGUGGAGUUAGGGGGGAUUGGAAGCGUGCACAUACGUUUUAGUUUUUCUCGACACUGAAGAUUUGUGCACAUUAACCAUGGCUGACGAUAAUGAUAUUCAGGACACUGAACAAGUCACUGCCCAAAGCAUGGCAGUGACUAACCCGACCGAUGCUGCUACCCCAGCGAAGAAGAAAAAGAAGAAGAAGAAAAAGAACAAAAAGAAGAAGAAUAAACCGGGCAAAUACAGCAAGCUGGUUAUUGAUGCUAUCCGCAGAUUAGGGGAGAAAAACGGCUGUUCCCUGGUCAAGAUUUAUAACGAAGCCAAGAAGGUUAGCUGGUUCGACCAGCAAAACGGCCGGACCUAUCUGCGAUACUCGGUCAAGGCGUUGCUGCAGAACGAUUCGCUGAUCCAGGUGAGAGGCACUAACUCGUGCGCCGGCUCUUUCAAGCUCAACAAAAAGAAGUUCGAAAAGCCAGCGGCCAAACCAGCCAAAAAAAGCUCGACCACAGGAGGGAGGAACGCCACCACCUCCAGUAAUAAAAACAAAAGCCCAACGAAGAGUACCAAGGCCAAAACGACUCCGAAAAAGAAGACCCUGAUGACCACGAGCCCGAAAAAGACGCUGUCCCGAGCAGGGGUGGUCUCGAAAGCUGCAGCCAAGAGGCCGAGUACCACCACAAAAGGGAAGACGACGAAAAAAACCCGUCGUACCUAACACCCCAAACGUGAAGAAAGGACCGACAGAGGAGAAAUCGGGAAACACGACGCCUAAUCAAACAUGAGACGUGAUUUUAUUUUACUUAGUGUUUUGUGUUGAUGGAAAUGGUCCCUUUUCUCUGGUUGUUUUAGUUUUUAUCGUAGGGAUGUAUCUUUUUUUAACAUUAGUAACAGCAGUUAUUUGCAUUUUGGUUUUUAAACACCGGCAGUGUUGCUUUUAAUAUGAGAAAGUAGGGGAUGAAAGCCCAGUCUCUUAACCAUGUUGUUGAGUGUAAGCUGUGCAGUUUCAGCUGCUGAACUUUAGAUUGUAACGAUUGUAGCAUUGUGUGGUUGAUCAGAGGCACUAAAGAAGUUGCUCAAAUGUAUUUCUGACAGUAGCCAAUUAGAGAUUAGUUGUAAGAAUAUAUACUAAUGCAGAAUAUCUGAAUGCUAUUGUCAUGUGAUGAACGAUAUCCCAUUGAUGUAUAGUGUUGAUGUACUGUAUGGUACUGAUUUUUUUAAUGAAAUCAAAUCAACCGUGAUUGUGCUCAUUUGGUCAUACUUCAUUUAGAACCUUUCAUAUUUAAACAAUAUGUUUAAAUCUCAGUAUUCCGCUUAAACCUUCAUGCUUCCCUUUCCUUGGCUCUAGUUGUUGAACUGAUG